UAUCAGAGCUGUUCUUACUAGCAGAGUUCCUCGUGCGUGUUCACAGGAGACACCUGAGAGAAGAUGCCUGACAAUGUCGUCUUUGAAAACCAUGAAAUCACGCAGGAGACGGGCAGAAACGGGAUGUCUGGGUCAAAGGUCAUCACAAUGGAGCCCAUCAAACAGCAACAUGGUGCCACCGUCAGCUUUCACAACAUUUGUUAUAGUGUUGAGCAGAAGAGCAGAUCCAUCUGCAGAAAUACAGCCGCUCAAAAGGACAUUCUGUUGGAUCUCAAUGGGAUCAUGAGACCAGGUUUAAAUGCUAUUUUGGGCCCAACAGGAAGUGGCAAAUCUUCGUUUUUGGAUGUUCUCGCGGGCAGGAAGGACCCUGGUGGUCUCUCUGGUGAGGUCCUGAUCAACGGAUCCCCACAGCCGCCAAAUUUCAAAUGUCUUUCUGGUUAUGUUGUCCAGGAUGACAUAGUGAUGGGAACACUAACGGUAAGAGAAAACUUGAGUUUCUCAGCCGCUCUCCGCAUGUCUUCUCGAGUCAGUCCGAGAGAGAAAGAGAUCCGAGUGAAUCAUCUCAUCUCAGAGCUCGGCCUCAACAAAGUCGCAGAUUCAAAGGUGGGCACGCAGCUCAUACGAGGUAUCUCUGGUGGGGAGCGGAAGAGGACCAGCAUUGGGAUGGAGUUGAUCAUAGACCCCUCUGUUCUCUUUUUGGAUGAGCCGACCACAGGUCUUGAUGCCAGUACAGCCCAUUCUGUGCUUCUGCUGUUAAAGCGAAUGGCCGGUCAGGGCCGAACCAUCAUCAUGUCGAUUCACCAGCCACGAUAUUCCAUCUACCGACUCUUUGAUAGCCUCACACUGCUGGCCAAUGGCAAACAAGUCUACCAUGGACCUGCACAGGACGCUAUAGAGUACUUCGCUGAGAUCGGUUAUACUUGCGAAGCCCAUAAUAAUCCAGCGGACUUCUUCUUGGAUGUUAUAAAUGGAAGCACCACAACACAGAUACAAAAUAAUGGAGAUAUGCAGAUUGAAGUUGCUCUCAUCAGCCAGCAGUGUAUUGAAGAUCUGCUGGUGGAGAAGUACAAAACCUGCAGCUACGCCCGAGGCAUCAAAGCAGAGCUGGAGCACAUCAUCCAAACCAAAGACAACAACAUCAUCAGACCCAAGUGUGACUCCAUCACCUACAACAGCUCUUUCCUCCAGCAGCUUUACUGGGUGUUAUGGAGAACCUUCUGGAACUUAAUGCUGAACCCACAGACCUCUGUAGCACAGUUGGCAGUCACAACACUUAUGGCUGUAAUUGUUGGUGCCAUCUUUUACGGAGUCAAAGAUGACCAGAGUGGCAUACAGAACAGAUUUGGCGUUUUGUUUUUCAUUACAACCAAUCAGUGUUUCAGCACGCUCUCCGCUGCCGAGCUCUUCAUCACGGAGCGCAAACUCUUCAUUCAUGAGUACACGAGCGGCUACUACCGACUGUCUGUCUACUUCCUGUCUAAAAUCCUGUCUGACAUCAUUACUCAGCGCGCCAUCCCUUCCAUACUCUUCACAUCUGUUGUUUACUUCAUGAUCGGGUUAAAACCCACGGCAGAUGCGUUCUUCAUCUUUAUGUUGACCGUGAUACUGGUGGCUUGCACAGCUGCAGCCAUGGCUAUGGCUAUUUCAGCCAACCAAUCAGUGGUGGCGGUGGCCAACAUCUUUAUGACCGUCAGCUUCAUCUUUAUGAUGAUUUUCUCUGGUCUUCUGGUUAACCUGAACAGUAUCAUGGACUGGUUGGCCUGGUUGAAGUAUCUCAGCAUUCCUCGCUAUGGGCUUGAGGCUUUGGAAAUAAAUGAGUUUGUGGGGCUGAAGUUUUGUAAAAACGUCUCAGGUGUGCCAUCUACAACUACCCUGUCGACCAAUGGCAGCAGCCCUGCUGACAUCAUCAUUUGCACAGGAGAGCAGCAUCUAAAUUUUCAAGGAAUCGAUUAUUCAACCUGGGGUCUGUGGCAGAAUCACAUUGCUCUUACAGUCAUGACCUUUGUUUUUCUUAGCAUUGCUUAUGUCAAGCUCAGAUUCAUUAAGAAAUUCUAUUGAACUUUGUAUUUUGUGUCAAACAUUUGAUUUAUGAAUCAGUAAGGAUACACUGAAAAAAAUCUCUGAUUGCACAUGACUGAAUCAAGUUUUCUUAAAAUGAAAUAAAAUUUAAUUAAAGGAAUAGUCUACUCAUUUUCAAUAUUAAAAUAUGUUAUUACCUUAACUAAGAAUUGUUGAUACAUCCCUCUAUCAUCUGUGUGCGUGCACGUAAGCGCUGGAGCGCGCUGCGACGCUACGAUAGCAUU
Messenger RNA from Misgurnus anguillicaudatus (oriental weatherfish), 2303 nucleotides. RefSeq names its product ATP binding cassette subfamily G member 2 (JR blood group) (gene abcg2d). Gene Ontology annotation, molecular function: ATP binding; efflux transmembrane transporter activity; ATP hydrolysis activity. NCBI's taxonomy places the organism in Eukaryota, Metazoa, Chordata, Actinopteri, Cypriniformes, Cobitidae. The record is from RefSeq and is a predicted model, not a curated record. Gene Ontology annotation, cellular component: plasma membrane. Gene Ontology annotation, biological process: transmembrane transport.